Messenger RNA from Thelazia callipaeda (thelaziosis nematode), 960 nucleotides. The record is from the annotation of a GenBank genome assembly. Lineage: Eukaryota; Metazoa; Nematoda; Chromadorea; Rhabditida; Thelaziidae.
AUGGACGAAGUGAAAAAACGUCGUAUUUCUGAAGCAAAAGACUGCAUAAAAAAAGCUGAAGCUCACUUGAAAACGUCGAUUCUGAAGAUAAAAUUCAAACCAGACUACGAUAGCGCAGCCAUGGAAUAUGAUCGAGCUGCGAUUUGUUUUAAGAAUGCUUCAGAAAUAAAGCUUUCUUGUGAUGCCUACCUAAAAGCUGCUGAAAUGCACAAGGAAAAUGGGAAUUUAUUUCAUUGGGCUAAAUGCAAUGAAAAUGCCGCGAUGCUUUUAAAAGAUAUGGGAGACAGCAGUGGUGCACUGAAGUAUAUGAAUUUAGCAGCAGAUGGAUAUGCCGAAUCAGGAAGCAGCGACACUUCGGCUAUGGUACUAAACAAAGCAGCUAAAUGUUUGGAAGAUAUUGAUUGUGAAAAAGCUAUUGAGAGCGAUCGUUCACGAAUGGCAGGAGAAUUCAUGAGUCAACUUACAAGAUUGUAUUUGAAGCUGAAACAGUACAACAGUGCUGCUGAUAUGAUCAGUGAAGAAAUAGAAAAAUAUAUGGAAGUUAAAGAAAGUGGUCGAGUGAGACAGCUAACAGUUGCUCUCGUUCUAGUUCAACUAGCGCUUGAUGACCCCGUGGCAGCUACCAAAAGUGUGCAAAAGUUUUCUGAACAUGUGUACUUGAAUAUAUAUCGUGGUAUGAAUUCCUUAGAUAAUGCAUAUUUUCAUUAUUUCUCAUUCAGGUGUGAUGGCUUCGGAUCUUCGGAGGAUGCAAAUGUUUGUAAUGCUUUGAUCUCAGCUUUUGAAUCUCAUGAUAAUCAUCGUUUUCAACAGAUCCUUCAGUCUCCAAUCUUGAGGACUAUGGAUAAUGAAUAUCUUCGCCUGAUGAAAUCAUUAAAGGCUGGUAUUGAAGGAAGUAAUGAAAUGGGACAAGAUUACAAGAGUAAUGAGAUUGCAGAAGAAAGUGAUGAAGAUUUGAAAUAA